Linum trigynum is the source of this 3013-nucleotide messenger RNA. The record is from the annotation of a GenBank genome assembly. NCBI's taxonomy places the organism in Eukaryota, Viridiplantae, Streptophyta, Magnoliopsida, Malpighiales, Linaceae.
GAAAUUUCAUCUCAAUUCCUCAAAUUGCUAUAACUAGUUCCAAUUCCAUAGAAUUCAAAAUUUAGAAUUUAAAAUGAAUUCCUUUAAAUACCAAACACAAAAAUGAUUCAUUUCAAAAUAAAUUCCUCAAAAUUUGUAGAAUUCAUUUAUACCAAACGGCAUGUAAUUAAGUUUAGUAUGAUAACGUAAAGAAUGAAUCACAAACUCGUCUGGUUGUAAAAGAGUGAUGUUUAAUUUAUACCACAUAUUUAACCCUACAACCUUUUUUAUGGAGAUUAACUAAUUCCAGAGUAAUGGAGAAUGCUACGGUAGUUCGGUAACACAAAAAAAUGUGGUAUUUACCAUAUUCUCGAAAUCGGUAUCAAGAGAACCUAUCUUUUAUGACACGAAAAUGACAAAUACGAUAAUUCUUCCUACGAUAAUAAUGUCCACUGAUUAUAUGCCUCACCGUAAAAUUCUGAGGUCCCUAUAUUAUAUGGGUUGGCCAACACAUCAUGUUAAUGGUUGGCCCUGUGUAUGCAUAUAAUUUGUAAGUUGAGUAUCGUGACCUAAAUAAUUAAUUACAAACUCGCGUCUAUACAGAAAUUGAAUCGGGUUUUGAAGAAAGAAUAUGUAAUUCUUCUUACGAUAACCCUUCAAUCGUCUCGAAUUAGUACAAACAGAAGAUAUCUUUUACAACACGAAAAUGUCAAUUAUGAUAAUUCUUCCUGCAGUAACAGUAAUCACUGAUCCCCUGCCUCAUGAAGAAAAGCCAUAAAUAAUUUCUGUUUGAGGAACUCUGUUUUCAAUCUCUUUCAUUUGAUCAUUUUUUAGCCAUGACUUAGAACAGAGGGACAACAGUGUUUUAAUAGAAAAAAACCAUUGACCCAGAUCUGCUGCAAGUCUGCAACCAGCAAAACCUUUUUACGUUUCCGCCACCACUACUACGUGCGCGUCCCGUCAAAGACUUCGUUUUCCCCCAUGAAAAUAUCCAAUGCCAUCAUUUAUGACGCCCCCUCUCUCUUCCGCCAUAGCCACUUCUUCGAAACUUCUCCGCUUCUAGUUUUCUAAUGGCUUAUAUAAUGGAAACACCGACCCCUGUUUUCUGACGGGUGAGGCUCUCUGGCUGUCUCGUUCUUGCGUCUCCUCCAAAAAUUGCCCUUGUCCGCAUUUACUCUUUAGUUCUUCCGCGCAGCAACCUCAGCUCUAUCAGCCAAUCAACUUCUCGAAAUCAAUCCUUCAUUUUCUCCGUCCAUUUAUUGCGGGUUGCUGAUUCGACUCCUCUUCCCCUGUUUUCCCCUCGAUUCGGGAUCUCGUUCUCGGAUCCCGCCCAGUUCACUUGCCCGCUGGACAUUUCUUCCGUCAAUCCCGUCCCUGGAGAUCGAUUGGGGGCAUUUCUGAAUCUGGGUUCUGGUCCAAAUCCGUCACUGUCUGGGUAAUUAGUCUACUAACUGGUUCUUCCUUUUAUACCUCUGGUUCAAGGGUUUUGCUUGUUUUCCCGGGAACAGAGAAAAGGGUAAGUGAGAAUCCCACCAGUGAAAAAAGAUGUCUGCGAUUCGACCCGAGUCGACGAAGCAGCUCGCGACGAGCAGCGUGGUGGUGGGCUACGCUCUCUGCUCCAGCUUGCUCGCCGUGAUCAACAAGUUCGCCAUUACCAAAUUCAACUACCCAGGGCUUCUCACGGCUUUGCAGUACUUGACCUCGGCGCUCGGAGUCUGGGUUUUGGGGAAAUUAGGCUUCUUGUAUCACGAUGCUUUCAAGUUGGAGACUGCAAAGAAGUUUCUCCCCGCUGCCUUUGUUUUCUACCUUGCAAUCUUCACCAACACCAAUCUGCUGCGCCAUGCCAAUGUGGACACCUUCAUUGUGUUCAGAUCUUUAACCCCGCUUCUUGUUGCUAUAGCCGACACUUUGUUCAGGAAACAGCCAAUCCCAUCUAAGCUCACUUUCAUGUCCCUGUUCAUCAUUUUGGGAGGUGCUGUGGGUUAUGUGGCUACUGAUUCAGCUUUUACCCUCACUGCAUAUUCAUGGGCACUUGCUUAUUUGGUGACAAUCGUGUCUGAAAUGGUUUACAUCAAGCACAUUGUGUCGAGCAUUGGACUGAACACUUGGGGCCUGGUGCUGUACAACAAUCUGCUGUCUUUGCUCAUAUCGCCUGUGUUUUGGGUUCUCACUGGGGAGUAUCGUGAAGUGUUUGCUGCUGUCGGUUCGAGUGGCGGGGAUUGGUUCAGGAUUGAUGCUUUCUCUGCGGUGGCAUUGUCUUGUGUGUUUGGUGUGCUCAUCAGUUUCUUUGGGUUCGCGGCCAGGAAGGCGAUUUCUGCUACUGCAUUCACUGUGACUGGUGUGGUUAACAAGUUUCUGACUGUUGUGAUCAAUGUGAUGAUAUGGGAUAAGCAUGCCACUCCAUUCGGAUUGCUUUGCCUCCUCUUCACGCUGUGUGGAGGAGUUCUUUACCAGCAGUCCGUUACUGGUGCACGUGUUGAGCCUGUUGCUAAACCGAAAGACAAUGGCGAACCGGAUGCAGAGAAUGUGAUUCUUAUCGAGAGGAAAGAGGGCGACGAGGAUAAGUAGGAAGGAAGGCUUUGUCUGGUAAAACUUGGAUGAGAGGACUGGUAGUUUUUGUGUUCCUUAAGCUUGUUUAGAACUAUGAUUGUUUGAAGAAUCUUAUCAGAUCACAGGACUGGGCUGGAAUUAGUUUUUGUGUCUUAAUGGUGAUUAUUUACCGGUGUCGAUUCAUUAGGUUUCACUUGAUAUUAUAUCAUAGUAUGGGAGGGUACCUUUUUCUCAGUAAAUUGUGUUCAUGCUUCUUAAACUGAUUGUUGGAGCAGUCCUACAGACAAAGUUGAGAAGUUGGAUUCAAGGCACCUUCAAAGGGGUUACUAUCAUAUAGCUCAAUACAAAAUGUUAAAAUGCUUCCAAAUGUUUAUGAAUACGUGAUUAUCCAUUGCUAGACCUUAUACUUUAUUCUUGCUCUUUUCAUAUUAAGUCAUGUUUGCAGUAUAUUUCUAAGACGUUGGAAUAUAUUUUCUAUUUAUGC